Molecule: messenger RNA, 3009 nt
Organism: Toxoplasma gondii ME49
Lineage: Eukaryota; Apicomplexa; Conoidasida; Eucoccidiorida; Sarcocystidae
Exons: 3
Coding region: 105-2747 (880 amino acids)
Source: RefSeq, a predicted model, not a curated record
GCUCAGCGCAUGCCAAAGUCUCUAAAGGAGGUUGAAUGACGCAGUUACUUAGCUUCUGAAUUUCGACUUCCUCCAGUUUUUGUAGACUUCAGUCUGCAAACACGAUGCCUGUUCCUCCUCUGUGCUCGGCGCCUAAAUCAGCUCUUUUUUGUCCAGGUAGAGAAACGCCUUCGGCUGAAACUGCGUGCGACGAGACAGAAACCGGUCCAGCGAGCACAGUGACAGGCAGCUCGCUUGAAGGAAAAAACCCCACUGUGGCUUCGUUUCCAGUUCUGUUACUCCCCUCAAGCAUAUCAGAAAGGACUUCACAUUCCCCACUUGCAUCCACUCUGUGCCUUUUUCCAGAGCAUUGCAGAGUCGCAAAAACCCCGGAGGAUCGAGACGGCGUCAGAGAACAGAAGAUGGCGCAAAAUAUUAAGGACUACAGAACUGCGGAAGACCUUGUCGGUAACUGUAGCACCCUAGAAGCUACAAUACCUCCGAUUCUGAAUGCGAAAACGGGAGAUUCGUCCAGCAUGAACUUCUCAUCAGCUUCUAGUCUCACACAACAGAGGCGAACUUACGUGUCUCCCGAAUCGGGAGAUGCAGCCGGAGUAUCGCCUAGGGUACACAACGGGACACUAACUGAUGUCCGUGCACGGAGUGGUGCGGUUGAGCAACAUGCCGUGGCAGAGUCUUCCCAUACGGCUACAGAUACGCGGAACCUUUUGUUCGGCCCCUUAAAUUCCCAAGACUGUAGUUCUAUUGCUGCUGCAGAUGAAGUGAAAGGAUCACGGCCACCUUUAUCAACAAUCUCUCCGAAUAAUUCUGACAUAUCUAACACAACAGGGUCUCUUGCCGCGUCCACAAAGCGUCUGCAGCUGCAGCUACUUCUGUCCGUGCCAACCUCGUCUGCAGAUGAAAGCAUACCUUCAGGAUCUGCCUCAUUACAUCCCAUUGGAGAAGGACCCUCGUUGGCUUUUUCUGGGAGUUGCAUUGCUGAGCCGCGGAUCCUCCAGCAGCGCCUCAGAGUUUCACCUAUGGAGCAACCAAGAGAUUCCUUCGCGAAUUCGGUGUCGAUUCAUUCGACCGUUUCAGUGAAAAGACAGGCAGACACAUCACGAGACCACCACUCAACUGAAGGACAGCAGCAACAAAAGCCGAGACCUGGUCUUUUGGGAGGCCGACCUCCAGCUGUAGCCGGGUCAUCCCAUCAGCUUUCCAGGGAAGAAAACUCCAAAAUGGAGACACAGCCGCUGCAUCCCGAACACUUUCAGCCGGGACAAAAGACAACGCUCCAUCUGUGUGAGGGCUCGAAGUCAACAACUGCAGGCGAUAUGCACGCCGCUCCCACGAAGGCCGCAGAAACUCCACUGGCAGCUGCCGCAUCUUCUGAAUGGUCAUCUUCUAUGCUCGCCACGCCUGACUUAAAUCGGCUACCGUUGAAUUCAGUUCUGGCCCGAGCGGAUGGUGUCUCCUUGUCCAUUGUGCCGUCGCGAGUCGAACAAGCGAGUGCAUGUGUGUCCAACGCAGAGCGAGACCAAUCUAUUGGAACACGGGCGCCUGCUGGAGGCAAACUGCAACCACGGAGUUCAGGCGCUGGCCCAACCCAUACAGCGAACUCUUUUCAUUUUCGCGGAGUGAGUCCCUCACCUGCUUCUGUGGAGCACAGCCCUUGUGUGUUCCACGAGGGAGCAGACCAACACCGAACGCAACGGUCGAAGGUAGACCGCGUCAGGGAUCUGCGCUUUGCUGCGGUCGGACCGAAUACAGCCGCCGAUCACAACCAGGCAGCAACGGACCAACUUCAUUUGUCCGCGCUUUCUGAAUCAAACAGCUGGGAUCUAUCCAGCCUGCAGCUGCGCUGCUUACUAGCUUCCUCUCUGCGCAAGAUUUUUAAACUGCUUAUCAAACGCGUUCGGAGAAAUCAGAGGCGGGCUCUGGACGAAGCGUCUGCUGUUACCCGCACCGCAGACUCAAGCUGCAUUCAUGUCCCGAAAACUGGGCGCAUCGGUUCGACUUCCGGCAACUCGAAUGACGUAGAACUGCAACACGGCAUGGAUAUAACAGCGACUCUGCCGCAACCAGAAACUGAAAAAAGCCAUGAAAGAAACGCGAAUGAGCAGGUGCAAACUCGUCAUGACUCAGCAAACUGUUCAGAGACAACAGAGGACAUUUUAACCACCUCUGAUGGUCUUCCUCUCUCUGGCAAUUUGGCCUUUCAUUCUCACCAGAAGAGGGGCCAGGAAGAUCUGACAACAUCAGGCAAACAAGACAGGACAGACUCCGCUAGAGAAGCCUCUCCAUCGUGGACAGGCACAUAUUCCCCAAGUGCAUGUGAAAAUGCGUCCUCACGGGCGUCUCUCAUGCCUGUUGAAGCCCCGAAUCCGGGUUCGCCCGCUGGUGACAUUUCAUCUCAGCUGGAAACCGCCUCGUCCCAAUCAGAUGACCAACCGCAGCCAGCCGAGCCUGCACCCCCGCAGAAUCCCACACGGCCUUUCCUCCUGCCUUCUUUCGACAAACAGACUGAAGAGAAAGACGAGAGACUGCGAUCAUCUGCUUUCAGCUCUUCCGUAUCGGCUUCGGUCUGCGAAGAGACAACGACAGAAGUGGCUCGCGAAACUAGAGGAGGUCAUCGGCUGCCCAAAGGAAAGAGGAACUGCACGUUUUCGAGUUCGUUCUCUUUGGGGGCAGCUUGGAAGGUCGUGCCUGUGGGGAUGAUGUGGGCAAAAGAAGCGGUUCUGCCGCUAGGCCGACUGAGACAGUGAUUAAUCAAGGUGGGACGCGUAGUCAGUCUGACGGUAAGCAGAACAGUCACUUUGAGAAACAACAAAAUGCUGCAAAAGCACAACUUCAUCCGUCUCCUAACGUCAUCCAGUUUCAAGACGCGUCACGGUGCCCUGAUGGGGAUAAAUUAAAAAUCCAAGGAGGAACUCAUGCACAGAAUAGAGACACGACAAUCAAUGGAGAAGCUCAGACGGCGCCUUCCCACGACUACACACCGGACCGAGAAGACGGAAAGCUCAUGGU